This is a messenger RNA of Ilyonectria robusta, 902 nucleotides long. RefSeq lists its product as uncharacterized. NCBI's taxonomy places the organism in Eukaryota, Fungi, Ascomycota, Sordariomycetes, Hypocreales, Nectriaceae. The record is from RefSeq and is a predicted model, not a curated record. The coding region runs from base 1 to 609 and encodes 202 amino acids. The transcript has 2 exons.
AUGGCCUCCCUGGCCCCCCGGUUGGGCUUAGCGCGGCUUAGCCUGGGGACAGCGCAGGCCUGUGGUUGGCGGGCUACGCAUCACACCUCCCCCCCAUAUGAGCGAAGUGGGCCGCCAUUGGGUACCGGCAGGGCUGUAAGCGAACUUUCACUGCCCACUGCCAGCGCACACCCACGUCCUGUAUCCGCACGCCCACUUUCCGCCGUCGUCCACCCCGUCGUCUUGUCUUGGGCUUCGCUCUCUCUCAGCUCAGCGGGAUCGAUCCAUCGGUCCAUUCAUCCAUCCGUCAAUCAGGCCCUUUUGGCUCACGGUGCGCUUGCUGCUCACUCCACAAUCAAACUCACUCGCCAGAUCUUUGGUCCGUUUGCAAAUACGCCGGGAUAUGCGUGGGCGAGUGGGCACAUCUCGUCCACAGCCACAGUCCUCGUCGCUGAUAGACUCCAGUAUCGCGUCGCACCGCAUGGAUCAGCCUCGCUCCUGUCUGUCAGUUGUUGGCGAUGGGUGCUUUUCUGCUUCCUCCGUUACCCUCCGCCUCGUCCAGCCCGCCGCCUGUUCCCCUCCACUCCCGGCCGCCCCUCACCAUGCUCUGAUCGACCAGGUCACGUCUAAGUGCCGCAUCCUUCGAUGACGGCGCCGUGCUUGCAUUGCCACAUCCUGUACUUAAUUGCUUCCAGGUCUGUUCCCGUCACACGCCCACUCUGCCUUGCCUUGCCUGUCUGUCUGCCUGCCAGAUCUGGGGUUCCUGCAGAUCUCCUCGGAUCCUUCUGAUUCCCAUGGGAAAAAUAGAAACCCAUCGGCAGCCCUGUGACGUGACAAUCCAUCGCCUCGUCGGGUCGUUUCAGUUGUUCGGGCUUCGCCUUGUUGGUCUCGGUCUCGCGCCCCCGCGGCUUCGUCGCUUCGCG